This is a messenger RNA of Suillus clintonianus, 474 nucleotides long. RefSeq lists its product as uncharacterized. The transcript has 4 exons. The record is from RefSeq and is a predicted model, not a curated record. NCBI's taxonomy places the organism in Eukaryota, Fungi, Basidiomycota, Agaricomycetes, Boletales, Suillaceae. The coding region runs from base 1 to 474 and encodes 157 amino acids.
AUGGCGCUUUGGAGUGUGCGUAAGGAGCUACGAGUGAAGGGAGAGAUCAGCAAUAUCUUCGAUCAGCAAGACUCGAGCUCGAGGGAGGAUCAACACAACUCACUCGCUGUCAAUGGAUCAUGGACGUCUCCGGGUUCAUUCCAGGUGGCGCGCUCACUGCUCGUAUCUGACCAUACGGUGCCGUUGAAAGUCUGGGGAAUAAGAAGGGAAACCACUGGUGAUGGGAAGGUGACGUAUGCGACAUGGGCUGCGGACAUGCGGUUUACUCCGACGCUAAUCGUGACACGGCUGACUGCGACGAAGGAGACGUUCCCGGAAUUGCUGGAAAAGAUGAAAGAAGCAGCUUGGAGCGCAGGACUGAAUAAGGUGGAGGUGUGGAACUUACCAAAGGAGCUGGAUGGGCUAGCAGAGGGAGAAGGAGACGGGGACGGGAGGAAGUACAUUGAAACGAACGUCGGGGUGGCCAAUGAUUAA